AGCUCGGGCUCGGGUGAAAUCAGAGAUGGCGGCCGCAGCUUGGCUUGGGGGCGCGCGAGCGACGAGCUGGAGGCUGCGGACGCCGCCGCUGUCGCCGCUUGCCCGCCUCGUUUCCCAGCGGGCCCACUCGCUGUUGGCGGUGGACGAUGCGAUCAACGGGCUAAGUGAAGAGCAGAAGCAGCUUCGUCAGACCAUGGCUAAGUUCCUUCAGGAGCACCUAGCCCCCCAGGCCCAUGAGAUUGAUCGAAGCAAUGAAUUCAAGAACCUUCGAGAAUUUUGGAAGCAGCUGGGAAACCUGGGAGUCCUGGGCAUCACAGCUUCUGCCCAGUAUGGCGGCUCUGGCCUGGGCUACCUGGAACAUGUGCUGGUGAUGGAGGAGAUAUCCCGAGUGUCUGGAGCCGUGGGACUCAGUUAUGGUGCCCACUCCAACCUCUGCAUCAAUCAAAUUAUGCGCAAUGGAAAUGAGGCCCAGAAGGAGAAAUACCUCCCCAAGCUGAUCAGUGGUGAGUAUAUUGGAGCCCUGGCCAUGAGUGAGCCCAAUGCUGGCUCUGAUGUUGUCUCUAUGAAGCUAAAAGCAGAAAAGAAAGGAGAUUACUACGUCCUGAAUGGCAACAAAUUCUGGAUCACCAAUGGCCCAGAUGCCGAUGUCCUUAUCGUCUAUGCCAAGACAGACCCGGCUGCUGUACCAGCUUCUCGGGGCAUCACAGCCUUCAUCGUGGAGAAGAGCAUGCCUGGCUUCAGCACCUCCCAGAAGCUGGACAAACUGGGAAUGAGGGGUUCUAACACCUGUGAGCUAAUCUUUGAAGACUGCAAGGUUCCUGCAGCUGACAACAUCUUGGGCCAUCUAAGUAAGGGCAUCUACGUGCUGAUGAGUGGGCUGGACCUGGAGCGGCUGGUGCUGGCUGGUGGGCCCCUUGGGAUCAUGCAAGCUGUCCUGGACCACACCAUUCCCUAUCUGCAUAUGAGGGAAGCCUUUGGCCAGAAGAUUGGCCACUUCCAGUUGAUGCAGGGGAAGAUGGCUGACAUGUACACCCGCCUUAUGGCAUGUCGGCAGUACGUCUACAAUGUCGCCAAGGCCUGUGAUGAGGGCCACUGCACCCCCAAGGACUGCGCGGGUGUGAUUCUUUACACAGCUGAGUGUGCCACAAAGGUAGCCCUGGAUGGCAUUCAGUGUUUAGGUGGCAAUGGCUACAUCAAUGACUUUCCCAUGGGCCGCUUUCUGCGAGAUGCCAAGCUGUAUGAGAUUGGCGGUGGGACCAGUGAGGUGAGGCGGCUGAUCAUUGGCAGAGCCUUCAACAUGGACUUCCACUAACCCCAAGACCUUCGCUCCAUUUCUCAGUACCUAGAGGCCUUUGAAAGUAGAGGUGUGGCAGCUGUCCUCCCCUGCCUGAAGCAAGUUCUGCUGCUUGGCUGCCCUUCCUUGCAUCAGCCCUCUGGCCUCUGUGUGAGGUUGAGUUCUCUACAAUGGCUGCCAAGCAGUGGCCUCAGAGUCAGGCCAGCCACACCAACCAGCCUAGGAAAAGCAUUCAAUGGCUUAAAAUGGACUUGGCAGGAAGCAUGAUGGCUUUUGUAAGGCUGUUGGGAUGGGCUUCAGUGACCCUGUGCCCUCGCUCUCUAAUUUCCAAUCCUGAUGCACCCACCUCCCAGGGUGGUCACGUGGGGCCAGGCAGGCAGUCACCUCUUUUUCUUGGCUGAGCCUCUGGCAGGGUGAGCCUCUACUUAAUUACUUGAACGUGGUAGCCUCUUCCAGCAAAAAAAAACACCGAAACCUAGCCCUUGUUUGUGCUGAUUUUUAGAGGCAUCAGCACCCAGUAUCUUGUGAGCAGGCACCCACUCUGCACAGCCCCUGUGUUCCUCCAGGGGCUUCAUUCUUUAGGGCUGAAAUCCCACCAUUCUGGGGUGGAGCUCUGUGGAUAGGCAUCUCAGAACCUGUGCUAUCUAGGCUACAGUGGGGCAAAGGUCAGCAUGAUUGUAAAGGAUUAGUUUGACAUUGGCUUCUGAGCACCUCUGAGCCCUUCAGCACUGCUGUGCCACCACCACCACCGUCAUCCUGGCCAUGUGACAGCCCACAGCUGACUGGGCAGCGGGCCUGUGUGGACUGGCUCAACUCCAGCCAAGGCUGCCUGCAUACAUUUCUCUGGACACCUUAUGGCUAAUUCUGUUACAACUGCACAGUGGCUGCUGCCAUUUUGUAUUAAACAUAUUAUGAAUCAGA
Miniopterus natalensis is the source of this 2215-nucleotide messenger RNA. RefSeq names its product isovaleryl-CoA dehydrogenase (gene IVD). Gene Ontology annotation, biological process: L-leucine catabolic process. Gene Ontology annotation, cellular component: mitochondrion. The record is from RefSeq and is a predicted model, not a curated record. Gene Ontology annotation, molecular function: flavin adenine dinucleotide binding; 3-methylbutanoyl-CoA dehydrogenase activity. Lineage: Eukaryota; Metazoa; Chordata; Mammalia; Chiroptera; Miniopteridae.